Molecule: messenger RNA, 1094 nt
Organism: Magnolia sinica
Lineage: Eukaryota; Viridiplantae; Streptophyta; Magnoliopsida; Magnoliales; Magnoliaceae
Exons: 3
Coding region: 23-1036 (337 amino acids)
Molecular function (GO): protein dimerization activity
Source: RefSeq, a predicted model, not a curated record
CAAUGGGCUACAAUAUGAUGCGAUGGAGAGGGCGAAAAAUAAGAUCAUGGACCAUUUUAACUAUAGAGACCGUGAUUACAGGCCAAUUUUAGAUAUUAUAGAUAGAAGAUGGGGCAACCAAAUGUCAUCCCCAUUGUAUUCGGCUACUUACAUCCUUAACCCAGUCUGUUUAUUCACUUCUGCUGAUCCAGCAAAAGCACUAACUAUGCAUAUGGUUGGAUUUAUUGAUGUCUUGGAAAGAAUGAUUCCAGAUAGAGGAGAACAGGACAAAAUCUCAACUUUGCUGGACUUCUGCACAAAAAGUGAAGGGAUAUUCUCAAGGGAGAUCGUAAUAAGACAUCGGACAAUGAAAUUACCCACUGACUGGUGGGUUGCCUAUGGAGUGGACCCGAACAGGAAGGAUCCAGCUCUAAAGAAGCUGGCUAUGAAGAUUCUUGGACUGACGUGUUCUAUCAGUGGUUGCGAGUGCAAUUGGAGCACGUUCGAGGCGAUUCAUACCAAGAAAAGGAAUCGCCUUGAGCAAAAAAAGCUCAACGACUUGGUUUUCGUUCAAUACAAUCAAAAAUUGCGAGAACAAUUCCAAAGUAGAAAAGAAAAGCCUAGUUUCCUUGACCCUAUCUGCUUAGACGAGUUGGAUGAAGAUAACAAGUGGCUCGUAGAGACGGAGGACCUAGUAUUUGCUGGAGAGGAGCUGACAUGGGCACAAGUUGAAGAUGCCGCAUAUGGAUCGACACCUGGUGAAGGUAGUAGUACCACUCGAAGGCGAAGGACGGGGGGGAGCCGGGGGACGAGUAGUAGCCAUCAACCCGUUGAUGAGAUUGAGGAGAUUGAAGAAGGAGAAGAUGAUAAUGAUGAUCAAGCUGAAGAUCAUCCACCAUUGGAUGUUGAUGAAGUAUUAGUACGUACAGAUGAUGAAGAAACGGAAGAAGUGUAUGUGGAAGAAGGAGAUGACUCGAAUGAUGAUGGUGGUGGUGGUGGUGGUGGUGGUGGACCUGUUGGUGAUGUGCCACAAUGGAUGCUAGAUCAAUGUAUAUGAUUAAUGAUUAUUGAUUAGAUAAAUAAAAUAAUAAAUACAUAACUUCUUAAUUUUGUUU